UCUAUACAUGCGGCUGGUGUGAGGGGAAGGGAGGCGAGUGUGUCUAAAAUGCGAAAAAAAAUGACAUUUCUCAACUCGCUGCACAGAACAGUAUACUCGUUAUGGAUUAUACUCAUAUCUCUCGAUAUGCAUAUACUAGAGGUAGAGAGCACGAGUGCAGCAGAAGUAGACCGACACUUGCAAAUGGGUGUGCAGAUGUUAGCGAAGGGCCAGCUUCAUGAUGCGCUCUCUCAUUUUCAUGCUGCCAUAGAUGGUGAUCCGGCCAACUACUUGAGUUAUUACCGUCGCGCCACAGUGUACUUGGCCCUGGGCAGAGCGCGGCCAGGUCUUCAGGAUCUGGAUGAGGUGAUUAAGCUCAAGCCCGACUUCACUGCCGCCCGUGCACAGCGUGGUGGUGUCCUGGUCAAGUUGGGUCGUCUAGAGGAGGCUCACAUUGACCUGGAACACGUGCUACGGAAAGAUCAAAACCACGAGGAAGCGAAUAAGUUAUAUGUGACGAUAGAACCACUGAAAAAGGAAAUCCUGGAGGCAUACUCAAGUGUUAGAACAGGGCGUUAUCAGCAUGCUAUCCUCCUCCUGAAGAACAUCAUUGAGCGAUGCCCCUGGGACGCUUCCCUUCGUGAGUUGCGCGUGGAGGCCUACCAGGCUGUGGGGGAUAUCGCAAGUGCCAUCGCCGACCUGCGCGUCACCACCAAGCUCAUCCAGGACAACACCUCUGGGUUCCUUAAGCUUGCCACACUCUACUAUCAGACGGGUGACGUGGAGCAGGGGCUGAAUGAAAUUCGUGAGUGCCUGAAGUUGGACCCAGAUCACAAGGAGUGCUUCACUUUUUACAAGAAAGUGAAAAAGGUCAACAAACUAGUCACUAAUGCUCAGGAGUUUGCAAAUGAGAAAAAGUAUGAGGAUUGUACUGCUACGGCAAGCAAGAUCCUCAGAGAAGAAAAGGAGUACGAUGAAGUCAGGUUCCUCGCCUAUGACAAGCUGUGCCAGUGCCAGUCUCGCACGGACUCAGAAGCUGCUGUGGAGGCGUGCCAGAGGGCCAUUGACAUUAAGGAGGAGGCAAGACUUUACUGUGAUAUGGCAGAAGCCCUCUUGCUCGAGGAGAAAUAUGAUGAAGCUUUAAAUAGUUACCAGAAAGCCCUCAAUAUUGAUGAAGGGCUUCAGAGAGCCAAGGAAGGUGUCGACAAGGUGCAGAAACUUAAAAAACAAGCUAGUAAAAGAGAUUAUUAUAAAAUCCUUGGCGUUAAAAGAUCAGCUGGCAAGGACGAAAUCAAAAAGGCUUAUAGAUCAUUAGCACAAAAGUGGCAUCCAGACCACUACGAAGGAAAAGAGAAGGAGAAAGCUGAAAAGAUGUUCAUUGAUAUUGCAGCGGCAAAGGAGGUGCUGACCGAUGAAGAAAUGAGGAAGAAGUUUGACCAAGGAGAAGACCCUCUUGACCCAGAGCAGCAGCAGCAGGGCCCUGGUGGCCAGGGUUUCAACCCCUUCCAGCACUUCCACUUCCAGCAUGGAGGCUUCCCUGGUGGUGGAUUCCAUGGUGGAGGUUUCAAAUUUCACUUUAACUAAUGCAGUGCAUUUUUUAGUGUUUUUUUGUAAAUCCUUAGAAAAAAAAAGUUUAUUUAUUAUAUAACUGGAUUUGUAUGUGUGAGAUGGCUGGAAUUACUUUUUUGUCACUAAACACAAAAUUAUGAAAUAUCACAUUAAAUAAAAGUCAAAAGGAAAUGUAAGAUCAUACAAAGUAGCUCAUCACUAAAUUGGGCAAGCUAUUUAUAAGUUCUACCUUUAAAUGUUAUCAUUAUUUACAAAGAAAUCACAAUCCUUGAUCAUUAAGAAAUAUAAUUGGUUGACUGUUCACUGAACAGGAAGUUCAUUGCUCUAGAAGGAAAGUCAGUAAAGAAGAAAAUGCUCAGGGGUGUCUAUGGCAUCUUACUUGCAACCUGCUUGAAUUUAAUCUGAAAGUUGAAUAUUUUAAGGAUCAUAGUAUUUCAGGGAUUACAGUUCUAGGCCGCCAACAUCUUAAGAAACUUACACUCUAGUGCCUUGCAUUUUGGUCUUUUUAUUUUUUGUUUUAUUUUAUUCAUUUUAUAACCUCUUCUUCCUUUGUCAGAAAAUAUUUCCUUUAAGAUUUUGAUUCCUUGAUAAUUCAUGUUGUAAUUGAACUUCUGCUGACAGUGACUGAUCAAUAGAUUUGCGAGUGGUGAUGGAGUGAGUGUUAAAAAUUGUGUUGAUGUGUCACAAUUUGUAUUUCUUUCUAGCUAGAAGAAAUUGUCUGUUCUGACCAUUAGUAGCAAGGGAAUGGCACAUGAAAGAUUCCUCUCCUUUACUAAUGGAUUAAUGUGGAUUUUUGUUUUCUUUGUCUUUCCAUUUUUUGUUACAGGCAUUUGUUUUGUUAUCAUAAUGUAUGAUUUUACAUUUUCUUUCUUGAACUCUCUACCUUUUCAUAGAAGGCUAUUUGAGAAGCAUUUAGGGAGAAAUCAUAUUCAUGCAAAUUCAUGAUGUCAUCAGUAUGUAAAUUGUACAUCCACAUAGCACCUCAAGGUAGGACAGAUAUCAUGUACCAUUAUGAAAUCAGAAUAACAUUGUAAGAGCUGAAAGUAAAAGGAUUAUCAUUAUUUGAUAUAAAAGUGUUACUUCAUUUCCUUUUUUCUUCUAUUCCAAUGCUUUUCUCCAUUUCUUCACUUUUUAAAAUAUAUUAUUGCACUGUGGCAGUAUUACUGCAUUACAUUGGAUUUCUCAGAAUAGUGCAAAUUGUUUGGCAUUUUUUUGAGCUGCUAAUAUAGAUUUGCUUUCUGCUCAUUAGGGUAAACAUAAAUUUGAGUAAUCAAGUCAUGUAACAUGUAGCUUGAAUCACAACUGGACAUUUAAUUCAGAAGUGUAUUUAAUGAACAAGAGUUACUCACUUUUAAAAAAUUCAUUUCACCAAAUUCAUCUGUGAACAGUAUUGCAGCAACCAAAAUAUCUUACACUAACUCAGGCAGAUUAGGUAAUGCUCUGCUUUGUCCCUUGCUCCUGAGUAAAGCUUAUUGCUUUCACUUCUAACCUUCAUUAGACAUGGAAGAGGAUUGUUUCAUGAAAGUUACCUCCCUCUGUGUAAUAAUAGUGUAAUGUCCACAAUUUGAUGGCAUUGUACAAUCAUUUUUAAAAGCAGACAAUGUAAGACUAAUGUUUAGAUGUCAAGGUCAAAGAUAGUAAUUCCAAAACUAAACAAGAUAAAGAAAUUAGUUGCCUUUGAGAUGUUUACCUCCAUUUAGGUGGUGGGUCAUGAUGCCUCAGCUCUGCAUCGUAUUUAAUGCUAGUUCUAAAAUCAAUUAAAUUAGGACUAAGUCAAGUAAAGUUGUAAUACUGAUGACAUCUCAAUCAUAGCUCUCAUCUCUUGAAUUCUGUCAUGAGAAGAUUCCCAGAUUCCCAGACUUUAGUUCAUCAAGAACAAAUUGUAUCGAACGAAUAACUUUACAUAUGGCAGAAUAAAAUAUUCGUGUUAAGACUUGUAAGAGUAUUUUCAGAAGUGUUCAUUUUCUGAGUAUGUGAUGUAAAACUAAUUGAAAUUAAAAUGUCAUUCAUACAGAAAUAUGCAAAGGAAUACAUGUUAAGUACAAAACCAUGUAUGAACAUCCAUCCCUGUGUAUUUAAAGACUGUAAAGGUUACCUGUGGAUUUGCAAAUGUUAUGUAUAUAUGAAAUAACAAUUUGUUUCUCAUGAA
Penaeus chinensis is the source of this 3697-nucleotide messenger RNA. It is a transcript of the gene P58IPK, whose product is annotated as dnaJ homolog subfamily C member 3-like. Bases 49 to 1563 code for a protein of 504 amino acids. The record is from RefSeq and is a predicted model, not a curated record. Gene Ontology annotation, biological process: protein folding in endoplasmic reticulum. Gene Ontology annotation, molecular function: misfolded protein binding; protein-folding chaperone binding. Gene Ontology annotation, cellular component: endoplasmic reticulum. NCBI's taxonomy places the organism in Eukaryota, Metazoa, Arthropoda, Malacostraca, Decapoda, Penaeidae. The transcript is spliced from 10 exons.